This is a messenger RNA of Lodderomyces orthopsilosis Co 90-125, 4941 nucleotides long. RefSeq lists its product as uncharacterized. The record is from RefSeq and is a predicted model, not a curated record. Gene Ontology annotation, biological process: transmembrane transport. The transcript has a single exon. Gene Ontology annotation, cellular component: fungal-type vacuole membrane; fungal-type vacuole. Gene Ontology annotation, molecular function: ABC-type peptide transporter activity; ATP binding; ATP hydrolysis activity. Lineage: Eukaryota; Fungi; Ascomycota; Pichiomycetes; Serinales; Debaryomycetaceae. Bases 1 to 4941 code for a protein of 1646 amino acids.
AUGUCCCUCCAGCUAACCCACAAUAAUAGCACUAGCUGUCCAUUUUGGGAUUAUGAUGACAUCACCAAAUGUUCUAGACUAAGAUUAGACUAUUAUCCACCACUAAUAUUGACUGUGAUAUCCUUCGUUAUAUUAUUCACCAAAUCCCUUAUAUCCUACAACAAGAAAAGACGAGGUCAAAUCAAGCUACCUGAUGAUACACGACCUCUUUUGGCUACAAGUGAUAACUAUGGAGCGACAACUAUAACUACGACCGAUGAUAAAGAGUUGAGUAAAGAAGAUUUAAAGGCAUUGCAUUUUGACCUUACCAGAUUGCCUGAUACAAAUAUUGAUGGUACACCUCAUGGCUAUGUCAAAGAAGUUUUUAAAAACACUAGUGAGAGUUUGAGAGUCUCUGUGGAAUAUGUGUUGGUGAUACUAUCAUUGGGAUUGCAUUUGUCGCCGUUAGUUAACAGAAAAUUGAACAAAGAGUUUAGAAACACCCAUGCUGUACUUGCCCAACUAAUCUUUUGGGUAUAUGUCUUCAUAAUUGUCACGAUUAGAGUUAUAAAUAUGAAAAGAGUCACCAUUAGAUUGCCAAAUUUGUGGAUACAUACUACGACACUUUACUUUUUCAAUAUAUUCCCAUCAUUAUUAACGUUUAGAUCAGCUUUGAUUACAUCUACAUUAAAUAAAACCGGCCGUGAAUAUUAUAUCUUCCAAUUCGUUAUAGCUGCUUUAUUAUUGACAUUGAAUUUGACAGCCACAGUUGGUGACAAACCCUCUCAAUUGUACAUCACUCCUGGUGUUGAACCAAAUCCGGAAAACGUUUCAAGUAUUGCAUCAUUUAUAUCCUACAGUUGGUUAGAUAAAAUGGUGUGGAAAUCAUACAAACAACCAUUAAGACUUGGUGAUAUCUGGGGAUUGAGAGAAGAUGAUUAUGCUUUGUAUGUUUUGAAAGGAUUUGAAGCAUCUAAGUCUACUUUAAGAUUCACUUACAAAAUCUUCUUUCAUUUUAAAUAUCUUUUCGCCAUUCAAGCGUUUUGGGCAAUAGUUGAAUCAAUGCUUGUGUUUGGACCUUCAGUGUUGUUGAAAAAGGUUUUAGAGUACGUGGCUGAUCCCGAUUCAAUCUCAGCAAACUUGGCUUGGACAUUUGUGUUCAUGAUGCCAAUUGUCAAGGUCUUGGAUUCAAUUUGUUCUGGUUGUUCAUUAUUCCUCGGUAGAAGAGUUUGUGUUAGAAUGAAGGCGGUUAUAAUUGGUGAAGUUUAUGCCAAAGCCUUAAGAAGAAAGAUCACCGUUACUGAAACUAUUUCGGAAGAGCCCUCUAUCGAUGACAAAAAAUCAUCAAGCGAUGAAGAUAGUGGGGAUGAAAAGGAAUCCAAAACUACUGCCGAGUUGGGUGCCAUUAUCAAUCUUAUGGCCAUUGAUGCGUUCAAAGUGUCGGAAAUUUGUGGCUACUUGCACUACUUUGUUGGUGCAAUCUUGAUGAUCAUCUUUUGUACUGUUUUGUUGUACAAUUUAUUAGGUUGGAGUGCUCUUGUUGGUUCCUUGGCUAUCGUGGUAUUGUUGCCAGUAAAUUACCAAUUUGCUCAAUGGUUGGGAAGAUUGCAAAAGCAAAUGUUGGGAGUUACCGACAAGAGGAUUCAAAAAUUGAAUGAAACUUUUCAAAGUAUUAGAAUCAUCAAAUUCUUUGCCUGGGAAGAUAAAUUUUUUCAAAGUGCGAUGGAUGUUAGAAAUGAAGAGUUGAAGUAUUUGAAAUACAGAGCUGCUGUUUGGUGCGCUGCAUCAUUUGUGUGGUUUGUCACUCCAACUUUGAUUACAUUACUUUCAUUCUACUGCUACACAAUCAUUGAGGGUCACACCUUGACUGCACCAGUUGCCUUUACUGCCUUGUCGUUGUUUACCUUGUUGAGAUCUCCAUUGGAUCAAUUAGCUGAUAUGACAUCCUUUGUCAUUCAAUCAAAAGUGUCCUUAGAUAGGGUUGCUGAUUUCUUGGAUGAAGCUGAAACAUCCAAAUAUGACCAAUUAGCUCAAGAAAAGGGACCCAACUCCCCUGAGAUUGGAUUCGAAAAAGCUACAUUGUCAUGGAAUGCACUGUCAAAAACAGACUUCAAAUUGAGGGACUUGAACAUUACCUUUAAGCCAGGCAAAUUGAAUGUCAUUAUUGGACCCACAGGUGCAGGCAAAACAUCUUUGCUCUUGGGUCUUCUUGGUGAAAUGGAUCUACUUGGCGGUAAAGUAUUCUUACCUGGUAUUAUUCCUCGUGACGACUUGAUCCCCGAUGAACAUGGAUUGACUGAAUCGGUAGCUUACUGCUCACAAUCAGCUUGGUUGUUAAACGACACCAUUAGAGGAAACAUCACGUUUGGCUCGCCAUUCAAUCAAAAACGUUAUGAUGAUGUUAUCGAGGCUUGUGGGUUGACUCGUGAUUUGCAAAUCUUAAGUGGUGGUGAUCAAACUGAAGUUGGUGAAAAGGGAAUCACAUUGUCGGGUGGUCAAAAACAAAGAGUAUCACUUGCUAGAGCGUUAUACUCAAACUCAAAACAUUUGCUACUUGAUGAUUGUUUAUCUGCUGUUGAUUCGCAUACUGCUUUGUGGAUCUAUGAGAAUUGUAUUACCGGACCUUUGAUGCAAGGAAGAACAUGUAUUUUGGUAUCUCACAAUGUCGCAUUGACAGCGCAACAUGCUGAAUGGAUUGUGGUUAUGGAAAAUGGAAGAGUCAAGAAUCAAGGAACAACCGAAGCUUUAUUAGAAUCUGGUGAUUUAGGUGAUGAUGAAUUAGUUAAAUCAUCAGUUAUGAAUUCUAGAACCCAAUCUUCGCUGAAUCUACAAUCACUUGAUGAUAAGAAUGCAGAAAUGAAGGCUAAAGCCGCCACCAUUGAGCUGAAAUUGAAAAACUUAAAGAAUGGUGAAGAUGCAGAAGAAGAACCCUUGGUGAAGACUGAUGGUAAGUUGGUUGAUGAAGAGAAUAAGGCAGAAGGAGUUGUCAGCUCUAAGGUGUACCUCGAUUAUGCAAAAGUGUUGGGUGGUUGGAAAGUGUGGACUGCCAUUUUUGUUACAUUUGUUGCUUCACAAAUUGUCUACAUGUAUCAAUCGUGGUGGUUAAGAACAUGGUCCAUUCACAGUGAAAAUGAUACAGCUAUGUUGAGAUCAGCAGUCACCACAAUGGGGCAAGCUAUUGAUACCUCCCAUUUGUCUCAAUUACCUGGUGUACGCAACCUCAUUGGUGCGGUCAAGUAUGUGAGCCUUUCCAUGAAUAGAGUUGACAAGGUUGCUGAACAACACUCUACAUUGUAUUACAUCACCAUUUAUGGAAUAAUUGGAUUCGCUUAUGGUUUCACAGCAUGUGUUAGAAUCUUAGUUACAUUUUUUUCCGGUAUCCGUGCGUCAAAUCGUAUUUUUAAGAGAGUUUUGAUAACUAUUCUUCGUGCAAGGUUGAGAUUCUUUGACAAGACACCAUUGGGUCGUAUCAUGAAUAGAUUUUCUAAGGAUAUCGAAUCAGUGGAUCAAGAGGUGACGCCUUUCGCUGAGGGUGUUUUCAUUUGCGUUGUGCAAUGUGUGUCUAUUUUGAUUUUGAUCACAUUCAUUACUCCUGGGUUCCUUGUUUUUGCAUUUGUUAUUGCAUUCUUGUACUACUUGGUUGGAUUUUUCUACUUGACAUUGUCGAGAGAGUUGAAGAGAUACGAAUCAAUCACCAAGUCGCCAAUUCAUCAACACUUUUCUGAAUCAUUGACUGGUGUUGCUACAAUUAGAGCUUAUGGUGUUGAAUCUAGAUUUAUGAAGCAAAAUUUACAAGCAAUUGAUAACAACAAUAGACCAUUUUUUUACUUGUGGGUUGCCAAUAGAUGGCUUUCAUUUAGAAUUGAUGUUGUCGGGUCUCUUGUCAUGUUUUUUGCAGGUAUCUUUGUCUUGUUAUCAAUUGGUAAAAUUGAUGCCGGUUUAGCAGGGUUGUCAUUAUCAUAUGCUAUAGCGUUCAGUGAAAGUGCUCUUUGGGUUGUUCGUCUUUACGCCAAUGUUGAAAUGAAUAUGAAUUCAGUGGAGAGAUUACAAGAGUAUCUUGAGGUUGAACAAGAACCACCUUAUGAGAUCAAAGAAACGGAGCCACCAGCAAAUUGGCCUGACAAGGGGCAAAUAUCUGUUAAUGAUGUUUCAUUGAGAUAUUCUCCAGAAUUACCUCGUGUCAUCAAAAACGUUACAUUUGAUAUCGAACCUUGUAACAAGGUGGGAAUUGUUGGAAGAACUGGUGCUGGUAAAUCAACCAUCAUUACUGCAUUUUUUCGCUUUUUGGAUCCUGAAAGUGGAUCCAUCAAAAUUGAUGGUGUUGAUAUCACAACUAUUGGUUUGAGAAAUUUACGCCAAGCCAUUACCAUUAUCCCACAAGACCCCACCCUAUUUGCCGGAACGAUUAGAUCCAACUUAGACCCAUUUGAGCAAUACACCGACGCUGAUAUCUAUGCUGCUUUGAAGAGAGUCAAUUUAAUCGAUCCAAACAACCCAACACCAUCGUCAUCAACCGCUGCUUCCACCGAAGAAAACCAAAAUAAAUUCCAUGACUUGGAGAAUCCUAUAACUGAAGGUGGAGGCAACUUAUCUCAAGGUGAACGUCAAUUAGUUUGUCUUGCACGAUCAUUGUUGAAGAACCCUAAAAUCAUAUUGCUUGAUGAAGCAACAAGUUCUAUCGAUUACAAGUCUGAUGCAUUAAUUCAAAAGACAAUUCGUGAUGAAUUUGGAUCAAGUACUAUAUUAACCAUUGCUCAUAGAUUAAGAACAAUUAUCGAUUAUGAUAAAAUCUUGGUUAUGGAUGCUGGUAAAGUUGUUGAAUAUGAUAAUCCGUACGUUUUGAUUUCGAAUUCAGACUCAUUAUUUUAUUCAAUGUGUGAAAAUAGUGGUGAGCUUAAUAGUUUGAUUUCGUUGGCAAAGGAGUCCUAUGUGAAGAAGAAGAACCAGAAGAAUCAGAAGUAA